AUGGCAGAGCCAUUUGGAAUCGCAUCUCUCAGUAUCGAGGCGUGCAAAGCGCUCGUCUCGUACUGUGAUGGCUGGCGUGCAUUCGAUACCGAGAUCGACAGUGUCAAAAUAAAGGCUGAAGGGCUCUUAUCGACUCUUCAAGUUCUUGAUAAGUUAUUAGGUGAAACUAGUGCAGUUCGUCCGAUUAUCACCGCCGAUAUCGCACUUAAAAUGUCUCAAACUGGGGCCAGGAUAACAGCUGUUUGCCAGAAAGUUACCAAAUGCUCUGUCCUUCCAAAUAGCAGUGGAGUGGACCAGAAACUGCGAAAAACAGCGCAGAAGGCGAAGUAUCCGUUUCGACGGGAUACUCUGAAAAGUGCGGCGAAUGACCUGCAGGAUAUCCAGAUCAAUCUCAACACAGCAUUGUUGGCAUUGCAGAUCCAACAGGCGCAGUCACUACGCAAAGUCGAGGCCCAAGGGGCUUCAAUCAUCACUACGGUCGGCCAGCUCCAGUCAAGCCUUGAUAGGAUGCAAGUCGUAGUGCAAGGGCCCUCUAUUCCCUCUGAUUCGCAGCUUCAAAUAGCAUCGAAGUAUCCAGCACAAUGUCGACCUGCAUCCCACAAGUACCGAAACAACAAAACAACGAAGCGGGUUCGUUUGGUCAGUGGCUGGUUACGGAUGUCAAUUGAAUUGAUGAUGACCAUUGAAAAUGGGACGCAGGGCUUUGCUCUAUCCCCUACACUACGUUUUCGUGGCAUUGUCCCCAAGACCUCGCCAGCAUUCAGGCUGAUCAGCCAACUUACGCAUGAAGAUUCGAGCCCACAACGGAAUGAAGAAAUUUCUAAUCAAGCUAUCCGCAGCCUGCAACAAAUGUUCAAUGAAGGGCGGGCCAGACCUGGUGACCAAACGCAGGACGGGGACACAUUAAUGACGAUCCUAUCCUUUCAAAUUAUUUAUUCCCUGAUGAUCUCGUCGUAUACGGGCUUCCUACCGUAUUAUCCGAUCCUACGGUAUCUUGUUGACGCAGGAUGCCCAAUAGAAAACGGUUGGAAUUCCCAGGACUUCCACCACAUUUUCUUCAGAUUUCCGUACCAUCACGGCAAAAAUAUUCACAGUUUCGUAACGAAGCUCACCGGGAUUGGAUUUCAGAUCACCGACACCGACCUAUCAGGCAUAGAUGUCGGAGCGUGGAGAUAUACAUUCAUACACAGCGAGGAAUCGUUUAUGAUAUCAGACGUUACUCGCGCCAUCUUGUCUCGGUCCGAGACUGGGCUUAAACGGCUCAUUGCAUCCGGGAAAGUCUCUUCUGAUGAUCAUAGACUCUGCCAUAUGUGUUCGAGCUGGGCUCCUGGUCUAGGCAUCCUGCUCGAGUUCAUGCCUACCGUUGAACCGUACGAACUUGAGUCGCUGUUACAAACUGCUGUAAAGCAUGGCUGCCUGGACUCUGUUAAACUUCUCAUUGACCAUGGUUCCCCAAUUGCCAAUCCCACAGUUUGGGUCUGCGAUUCUAAAGAGACAAAAGGGAUUGUAUUCGAUGCUUUCAUAGCCCGCCGGAAGCACCUGCUGCAACUGGCCAGAACUAUGCUACCCGAAUACUCACAAGAGGAACUCCGUCUCGAACGUGGUCUUUUGCCUGACUCAAACGCCGGCAAGAUUCACGCUCAGCUUAAACGGCAUAACAUCUUUGUGCCUUCAUUUCUCCGGCCUUAUAUUUAUGCGUGGGAUCGAGAUGUGUCUGUAUUCCAUGGUCCAACCCUCUCGGUAGACGAUAUGGUGCUUCUAUAUACAGCUGGAUUCCGCGAUAUUGAUGCUCUUAAUAGCGGGGGAUAUACACCUAUAAGCAGAGCAAAUCUUGAAUUUAUGGGCAAGCAGUCGAUCGGUGAGUGCAUUGAAAGACUCAAAUGGUUUGUGAGCAAGGGAGCGAGGCUACACUCUCCACCAACAAUUACAGGCAGCGUGCCGUCCCACCAUGUUUCCAUAAACAUAACCUACUUUUUGUUGAGGCCGCUUAAAGCUGCCCUCAAAACCACACUCAAAAAUCCCCAGAGCAUAUGGACUGGGAUUCUUGAUACUCAUCAUCGUGAUUUUAUUCGACUAGUAUAUGGGUCUGGGCAUACAGACGACUGCUCUUGUUCCUGUUCAGUAGCAGGCUGUACUCCCAUCUCCAUGGCGUUGCGCAUUAUACUCGGACGCCCUAAGAAGUAUUAUACCGGUUUCGGGCUUUCGGGAAAGGAAAAGGGGUGUAUUCUUCCGCAAUUUAUUCUCGAUAUACCAAGCUUUGCAGCUGCUGCACACGAAAUUCUUCGAUUCAUUACAUUUACCGACCUUGGAUUGACACACACCUGCUGCCGUUUCAAUAAGUACGGCGGCGGAAUAAAGGAAUUUCCAUUCGAUGAAGAGGAAGCAGUGGAAAUUCAGGAUGAGGAGAAACAUCUUCUGAUCGACUUUGAAGGACUACUUGAAGAGAUCAUUCGGGAGUACGAUCAGCUCGAAAUUCCACUAUUGGAGUAUAUCCACACUCAUUGGUGCCGUCGUGUCAGGGAGUACCUUUGGAAUAAUGGCGAGAAGGUAGAGUCUCAUUCUCUAUGCAAUCGUCUGGACCCGGACUUUUCGCGGCAGUGGGGCGAAAACAAGACAUAUAAGCCGCCUAAAACGAGGUUAAGUAUUCUAGCUUGA
Aspergillus puulaauensis is the source of this 2655-nucleotide messenger RNA. RefSeq lists its product as uncharacterized. The coding region runs from base 1 to 2655 and encodes 884 amino acids. NCBI's taxonomy places the organism in Eukaryota, Fungi, Ascomycota, Eurotiomycetes, Eurotiales, Aspergillaceae. The transcript is spliced from 5 exons. The record is from RefSeq and is a predicted model, not a curated record.